This is a messenger RNA of Pseudopodoces humilis (Tibetan ground-tit), 1665 nucleotides long. RefSeq lists its product as uncharacterized. Gene Ontology annotation, biological process: antibacterial humoral response; innate immune response. NCBI's taxonomy places the organism in Eukaryota, Metazoa, Chordata, Aves, Passeriformes, Paridae. Gene Ontology annotation, cellular component: extracellular region. Gene Ontology annotation, molecular function: serine-type endopeptidase inhibitor activity. The record is from RefSeq and is a predicted model, not a curated record.
GCUCAACUUCAGCUGCCCUGGCACUUCAGGCACCCUUGCCACAGGCUUUAAAAACCAAGUCCCAGCUCAGCUCCAGACAUUCACAACACCCCUGGCAGCACCAUGAACCCAGGAGUUUUCCUCCUCCUGGGCCUUCUCAUCCUCAGGGCAGAGCCGAGCAUAACACCAGAGAAGGGCGGGGACCUGCAGAAACCGGGGAGGUGUCCACGGGACUUCAUGCGCUGCUUGCGCCUGGACUCCCCACUCUGUGCCAAUGACUCCAGCUGUCCCGCUGGGCUCAAGUGCUGCCACUGGGAGUGCCGGCUCCGCUGCAUCCCCCCGGCAGAAGAGAAGCCCGGUGCCUGCCCAGCAGCAGCCCCGGAGAGGCUCAUUGCCGCCUGCUCCUUCCCCUGCCUGGAGGACAAGGACUGCCUGGGAGCGCAGAAGUGCUGCCCGCUGGGCUGCGGCUCUGCCUGCUUGGAGCCGGCGCAGGACCAGCCCAAGCCCAGCGAGGGCCCCACGGUGCAGCCAGGACCAUUCCGGGAGCGGUGCCGAGAUGACGGCGACUUCCCCGACGCGCAGAAAUGCUGCAACAGCAGCUGUGGCCAGCAGAGCCUGCCGGGAGCGCCGGCCGAGGACACCAGCCCUGCCCCAGUCACUCAAAGGCCACUGCAGCACAAGUGGGGAUGCCUCAAGGACCAGGACUGUCCCCCAUUCCAUGUGUGCUGCCACCAGCUGUGCACCAGGCACUGUGGGGCAAAGAGCCAAGGGAAGGACAGAUUCUGCCCAGCCCGUGCCGGGCUGUUCCCCAGUUACGACUGCAGAGCCUGGUGCCGGCACGAUGGCGACUGUCCCCGAAAGGAGAAAUGCUGCCUCCGUGGCUGCGAUUAUGUCUGCCUGCCCCCAUCCCGAGAGAAACCAGGCAUCUGCCCGCUGGCCGAGGAGGCUCCGCUGGCCCCGUGUGGCAUCACCUGCACCGAGGACUGGCAGUGUCCGGGGGCUGAGAAGUGCUGCGGCAGCAGCAGAUGUGGCUACGUGUGCUCAGCCCCCGAACCAGACAAACCCGGUGAGUGCCCAAAGGUGAGGCCACACCACUCAUCGGAACCGUGCACGGAGAUGGAUUCCUGCAGCCACGACAGGGACUGCUCCCGGCAGGAGAAGUGCUGCUUCUCUGGCUGCGCCAUGCGCUGCACCCGCCCUGCCCGAGAGCACCCCGGAGAGUGCCCCCGGGCAGAGCCGUGCUGGGACACGCGGCGCCGGCGAGGGAGCCAGUGCCUGGAUGACAGCGUCUGCCGGCGACAGGAGAAGUGCUGUGACACCGGCUGUGGCUGGGAGUGCGUGGCCGUACCCAGAGCCAGCGGGGACAAAGCUGAUGGCCAGUGUGUGGAGGAGUGCCAGACUGAUUCGCAUUGUCCCCGGGGACAGCGGUGCACCAGCAUCAGCUGUGGCCACAUCUGCAUGGACAUCCCUGGAGAGCAUGACACUGUGGCUGUGCCCCGGCCCAGUGCUGAGCGGUGCUCGGAGGAGUGCGAGGCCAACUCACAGUGUCCCUGGGGACAGAGGUGCACCCGCACCUCCUGCGGCCGUGUCUGCGUGGACACUCCUGGAGAUGCUGCGUGAUGGGAGAGCAGCUCCUCUGCAGCAGGAAGAUGCCUUCAUUAGGGGACAUGGGACAGUCACGAGCCC